Messenger RNA from Pseudophryne corroboree (corroboree frog), 2427 nucleotides. Its product is annotated as zinc finger protein OZF-like. Lineage: Eukaryota; Metazoa; Chordata; Amphibia; Anura; Myobatrachidae. The transcript has a single exon. Bases 39 to 1415 code for a protein of 458 amino acids. The record is from RefSeq and is a predicted model, not a curated record.
AUGAACACACAAGCAGGAAUAUCUCAGAAGGACAUCUAAUGUUAUCCCCGGAUUGUGACAUAAAAGAUAAUGACAGAAGACAGGAUUCUCCAGGAGAUAACCCCAUUACCCCAAUUAUACAUCCAGCCCUAUCAGCUGAUCCCUCUGAUCCUGGGAAAUGUUCUCCUGAUCACUCUGAUAUUGGUGCAUCUGUUACAGCUCUGACAGUAGAUACAGUGUUUCCCUGUUCUAUAGAUGCCAAAUGUUUUACACAGAACACAAAGCCUAUUAACCCACACACAGGUAAGGCAGGUGAAAGGCCAAUAAUAUGUUCUGAGAGUGGGAAAUGUUUUACAUACAUAUCAGAUCUUGUUAUACAUCAGAGAAGUCACACAGGUGAAAGGUCAUUUCCAUGUUCUGAGUGUGGGAAAUGUUUUGCAUGGAAAUCACGUCUUGUUACACAUCAGAGAUGUCACACAGGUGAGAAGCCAUUUUCUUGCUCUGAGUGUGGGAAAUUUUUUACAUGGAAAUCAGAUCUUAUUACACAUCAGCGAAGUCACACAGGUGAUAAGCCAUUUGCAUGUUCUGAGUGUGGGAAAUGUUUUGCACACAAAUCUGUUCUUGUUACACAUAACAGAAUUCACAAAGGUGAGAAGCCAUUUCCAUGUUCUGAGUGUGGGAAAUGUUUUACACAGAAAUCAGAUCUUAUUGCACAUCAGCGAACUCACACAGGUGAGAAGCCAUUUCCAUGUUCUGAGUGUGGGAAAUGUUUUACACAGAAAUCGAAUCUUGUUACACAUCAGAGUAGUCACACAGGUGAGAAGCCAUUUCCAUGUUCUGAGUGUGGGAAAUGUUUUACACAGAAAUCAGAUCUUAUUACACAUCAGCGAACUCACACAGGUGAGAAGCCAUUUCCAUGUUCUGAGUGUGGGAAAUGUUUUGAACACAAAUCAGAUCUUGUUAGACAUAACAGAAAUCACACAGGUGAGAAGCCAUUUUCUUGCUCUGAGUAUGGGAAAUGUUUUGUACGUAAAUCACAUCUUGUUAUACAUUACAGAAGUCACACAGGUGAGAAGCCAUUUUCUUGCUCUGAAUGCGGGAAAUGUUUUACACAAAAAUCACAACUUGUUACACAUCAGCACAGUCACACAAGUAAGAAGGCAUUUCCAUGUUCUGAGUGUGGGAAAUGUUUUGCGCACAAAUUAAAUCUUGUUACACAUCACAGAAGUCACACAGGUGAGAAGCCAUUUUCUUGCUCUGAGUGCGGAAAAUGUUUUACACAAAAAUCACAUCUUGUUAGACAUCAGCAAACUCACACAGGUGAGAGGCCAUUUCCAUGUUCUGAGUGUGGGAAGUGUUUUGCACGGAAAUCACAUCUCGUUAGGCAUCAGAGAAGUCACACAGGUGAGAAGCCAUUUCUAUACUCUGAGAAAUAAAUCAGCUCUUGUUGCACACAAUAGACAUCACUCAGGUGAGGAACCAUUUUAAUCUUCUGGAGUAUACUUAUCAUUGCCAUGCGUUGUUCUUCAAGGUUCUUAUCCUAUCUCCUAUGAUUUUUGCAAUAUACAUGUUACCACUGAGUGAAAUAAUCAGAUGUCAUGCCCUCAUCUACCACUGCUAUACAGAUGACCUGUCUUUUGCUCUGGGUACUGAGAACCCAGUACCAAUCCUAAAUGGUUGUCUAGCUGAGCUCCAGGUGUGGGUGAUGCCAGUUGGCUGUGACUCAGUACUGGUGAAACAUGUCCUUAUGAUAGAAGCUCACCAACAAAGGGCAGGGCUUCAGCUUUGCUACCAGCCAGACUUACGCUUGGGGGUUCAGAGUUACAAAAUGCUGAUCAUGUGCGGAAUCUUGGUGUCCUGGAUGGUGGAGUGACACUUAGACAUCAGGUAUCAGCCACAAUCAGAUCCUCAUCUGAGGAACAUAGCCAGACUCCAGCACUUAUUUCCCUCAGAAGAUCUUCCUACAGUCAUACAUUCACUUGUAUCAUCACACAUAGACUACUGCAAUGUCCACUACCUGGGUCUCUCAGCAAUAGAAUUGCACCGCUUGUAGCUUGUACAGAAUGCAGCAGCCAGGCUGUUACCUAACCAGCCCUUUCCUGCCACAUAACACCCAUUCUCUGCUCCCUUCACUGGCUGCCUGUAACAUGGUGACUCUAUUACAUAAUCUUACUGACUUUCCCAGCCCAACGUGUCCAGGGUCCAUGGUACCAGAAGCAGCUUCUGCCUCCUUACUGCCCGGUUACUACCAUCUGCAGAUGAAGGACUGUUACCAGCAGUACCAAGAAACCCCAAGAAGUUCUGAGAUGUCAGGGGGAAGACAGGGUGGUGGCACUAGUGCUGCAGUGGGGGCUGCCGGAGGCAGUGUCUGUGAGAAUCUUGUCCUCAAGCAGCGCUAAGGUGUCAGACUGCGAGACAGGGCAGUGGCAGUAGUGGGGGAGACAGGGU